Molecule: messenger RNA, 4153 nt
Organism: Alligator sinensis (Chinese alligator)
Lineage: Eukaryota; Metazoa; Chordata; Crocodylia; Alligatoridae
Gene: ATXN1
Product: ataxin 1
Exons: 6
Coding region: 1099-3510 (803 amino acids)
Biological process (GO): nervous system development; negative regulation of transcription by RNA polymerase II
Cellular component (GO): nucleus
Molecular function (GO): protein binding; RNA binding
Source: RefSeq, a predicted model, not a curated record
UAACCAUCGCAUUAUUAUUAGUAGUAUUAGUGUUAUCAUUAUUAUGACCAGAGUGAGGCCUGGUGGGAUGUGAGCGGGGAUGGGGAGCAGUCGCUGAAGAGGAAACACGGGAGAAAAAACCUCCCUCUCCUCCCAGCGCAUUAUAUAAGGAGAAGGCUGAGCUAUUUUUAUUUCUGUUUACCCUACGCAGGGCAAUGGGGACUCUUGCAGGCAGCAAGUUUUCGGGGGGGAGCCACUCUUUGGCCCCCCCCGGGCGAGGCUGGACUCCGGAUAUAAUCAGUAAAAAAAAAAUGAAAAAGAGAAGCGCCUUCUGAUGAACGCCUGGGUUAGAAAUGCAGUGUAAAAAAACCACUGUCCCUUCCGCCUGCCCUUUACGAGCAAAUAAGAAAUGCGGGAGGCAGAUGACCUUAGUUCUCCAAAGCCUUUUUAUAUUUGGUGGCAUGAAGACAUCUGUAUUUCGUCAUGCAGGUUCUCCUUAAAACGUAAGGAUUCCUGCUAUCUAUUUUAUGCAGCAGGGGCAGGCUGCAUGUCAGACAUGGUCUGGCAUAGCCGGUUACUUUGAUUAUAUAUUAGUCACAUUGCAAACCAACUCAGAUGGGCAAGCAAUACAAGCUGUGAAUUUCUUUUUGACCCCCACUGGACAGUGACCCAUCAUUAUUUUCAUUUUCACUGAAGAGAAAUGCAUUGUAAAUAAGAUCCUGGAGAACAGUGCAAGAGUUUUAAUGCAAGACAUCAGAAAAAAAACUCUGUAACAUCUCAUGUGAGGAGAAGAAAGGAGACUUAUGAUUACGUCUUGAAACACUCUCAUGAUUUGAGGUGUUUCCUACUUUAUUUGAAAGAAAAGAGGCAGUCAACCCGCAAGUGACCUCACAGCUUCUGAAAAAUCUUCAUGGUAAAGGAUAAUCUGGGACUCCCUGUUGAAGAGCAUAGUGAAUGUUAAUCCAGAGCAGCUGUUGGAAGAUUGUGCUCACAAGGAGAUGAUUCCUCAUGAAGUCACUGGAUCCCCUUCAGAAAUCAAAUGUGACUUUCCAUUUAUCAGACUGAAAUCUGAACCAGCCAGACAGUGAAGCAAGAGCAGUGGAGGGGGGACGGCGAAAGAUGAAAUCCAACCAAGAAAGGAGCAAUGAAUGCCUGCCGCCCAAAAAGCGAGAAAUCCCUGCCACCAGCCUGCCUUCCGAGGUGAAGCCAUUAGUCCUGCCAAACGAGAACCACCGUGCAGAUAACUUAACAUGGCUCUCCAGCACGUCCAGCAGCCAAAGCAGCAUGGGUGGAAGGCACAGACCUGGAGGGACUUCGGUGGAGAUUGGUUUACAGCAGGGCUUACACAAAUCACUGUCCACAGGAAUAGACUAUUCCCCACCCAGUGCUCCCAGGUCCGUUCCAGCUACAACAACACUUCCCACAGUGUAUUCACCCGCACUGUCACAAUCAGGGACGCCUGUCUCCCCUGUGCAGUACACGCAUCUGCAACCCACUUUCCAGUUUGUUGGGCCCCCGUACAGUGGACCAUAUGCCGGGUUCAUCCCCUCCCAGCUGAUUUCCCCGACAGCCAAUUCCGGGACUGGCGCAGCAGCCUCUGCCACUGCUGUUGCAACCACUCCAUCCCAGCGCUCUCAGCUGGAGGCUUAUUCCACUUUGCUGGCCAGCAUGAGUAGCUUGGGCCAGCAGGGGCACAAAGUUGAGCAGCAUCUCGUCAGGACACCGGGGUUGAUUUCAGCAGGGUCUCCUCCUCCUACCCAACAAAACCAGUACGUCCACAUUUCCGGCUCUCCCCAGAGUGCGGUCCGAAACGUCUCUCCUCCGACCAUCCCAGUCCAUAUGCAUCCCCACCAAACAGUGAUUCCACCCACACUCACCCUUGGGCCCUCCUCCCAAGUGGUGGUGCAGUACACAGACUCUGGGGGCCACUUUGUCACCAGGGAUCCCAUCAAGAAGGCAGAGAGCAGCCGGCUGCAAGCAAUGCAGGCCAAGGAAAUUCUGAAUGGAGAGCUAGAGAAAAGCAGGCGGUAUGGCCUCUCGCCCUCUGCAGACAUGGGUCUAGUCAAAGCAGGCAAUAAACCAGCUCCUCACCAUUACGAGGCCAGGCACGUGGUGGUUCACCCGAGUCCUGCCGAAUACAGCACACGAGAUUCCUCUGGUGUCCGGGCCUCUGUGAUGGUCGUACCGAACAGCAGCACACCUACCGCAGAUAUGGAGGUCCAGCAGGCCACCCACAGAGAAACCUCUCCCUCAACCCUCAAUGACAAGGGAAACUUGCAUUUAGGAAAGCCAGCCCACAGGUCCUAUGCUUUAUCUCCACAACAGACUAUGGGCCAUGAGGGGGUGAAAACAAUCGCCACCUUGUCCCCUCAUACUGUCAUUCAGACCACCCACAGCGCCUCUGAGCAAGUCCCUGUCGGACUGCCUGCCACGGCCUUCUACGCCGGGACCCAGCCGCCAGUAAUUGGCUAUCUGAGUGGUCAGCAGCAAGCGAUUGGUUACCCUGGAAACCUGCCACAGCAUCUGGUGAUCCCUGGCACCCAGCCCCUGCUUAUACCAGUCGGCAAUGCAGACGUGGAAUCAUCAGGAGUAGCACCUGCUAUAGUCACUUCAUCUCCCCAGUUUGCAGCAGUGCCUCAUACAUUUGUCACUACCGCCAUUCCUAAGAAUGAGAAUUACAGCGUCGAGUCGCUCGCAACCCAGCCAGCCUACCAGGCAGCCGUGGUGCAGGCCCAGAUCCACCUUCCCGUGGUGCAGUCUGUUGCUUCUCCGACAGCAGCUCCUCCGACACUGCCCCCUUACUUCAUGAAAGGGUCGAUCAUUCAGUUGGCUAAUGGGGAGCUGAAGAAGGUAGAGGACUUAAAAACAGAAGACUUUAUUCAGAGCGCAGAAAUCAGCAGUGACCUGAAAAUAGACUCCAGCACUGUGGAGAGGAUUGAAGACAGCCAUAACCCAGGCAUUGCUGUGAUACAGUUUGCUGUUGGAGAGCAUCGAGCACAGGUCAGCGUGGAAGUUUUGGUAGAAUACCCUUUUUUUGUAUUUGGACAAGGCUGGUCCUCCUGCUGCCCUGAGAGAACCAGCCAGCUCUUCGAUUUGCCAUGUUCCAAACUCUCCGUUGGGGAUGUCUGCAUAUCGCUCACUCUCAAGAAUCUGAAGAACGGCUCGAUUAAAAAGGGCCAGCCCAUGGAUUCAGCUAGUAUCUUGCUGAAGCACUCAAAGAAUGACAGUCUAGCUGGAAGUAGACACAGGUAUGCGGAGCAGGAAAACGGGAUUAAUCAGGGAAGUGCACAGAUGUUAGCUGAGAAUGGUGAACUGAAGUUUCCGGACAAAAUAGGAUUGCCUGCAGCACCUUUGCUCACCAAAACAGAACCCAGCAAGCCCACAGCGACGAGGAAGAGGAGGUGGUCGGCCCCCGAAACACGGAAACUAGAGAAAUCAGAAGAGGAACCACCAUUGACUCUUCCCAAGCCUUCUUUUAUUCCUCAGGAGGUUAAGAUUUGCAUUGAAGGUCGAUCUAAUGUAGGAAAGUAAAGGCUGUUUGGGGAAAGGAAAUUAGGCUAUCCCUUGUCAUUUUUAUCCAGAUUACUGUACUGUAGACUAAAUAACCCAGUAUUUACAUGUUAUCAUCUUAUUUUAGGUUUAUGUUAUAACCUUGUUGUUAUAGUUGCAGCUGGUAUUAUGCAGGAGAGUGGUGCAUAUGUUUUUUCCACAAGUGUUUGUCAGUGACUAGGUUUUAUCGAGAGCUGCGGAAGGGGCAGUAUCUGCUUCGCACACCCUUAGUGGAAAUGAAUGUGUUGUCAUGGCUCCUGAUUUCUAACACCUAGUGUAGACCAGGCUCCAGCUGGUCAGGUUUUUCUUUUUCUUUUCUUUUUCUUUUCUUUUCUUUUCUUUUUUUGUGAGGUGACAAGAAGUGAGCUGUAGCAGAGACUAAGACCCCUGCAGGCGUAGCAUGCCUUCCCAUCCCAGGAGGGGAUUGGAGCUCUGUGGCAGGGUCAUUAGGAGAUUCCCUCACCUAAGGCAAGUGCUGAGAACAGAUUAACAAAUAGGAUCGGGCAGUUUUUGACACAUUACACAAUAAAGCCAACCUGUACACACGACUCUAUAGUAUACAGUAUAGUGUGUGUGUUUGUAUAUAUACACACACACACACACACACACACACACAUACAUACAU